CUAAUUAUUUUCAAUAUAUGUAGAAAAAUUAUAAAUCUUUAGCGAUACUCAGCCUAAUGCUAAGUUCACACCUCAAGAGUUGUCAUCAAUGAAUUUCCUAAUAUAAAUAGCUUCACAACCAUUACUAAUGGCUGUUGUAUCCAAGCCGGUCUAAAGAAUCCCAUGCAAAAGGCAUUGUAGUUGUAUACGGAGCCGUAGGCACAGGAUAUAACAAUUACAAUUUCUAUUGGUCCACAGACGAAAUGAAGCAAAGUGUAAAAUGGGUACAUUAAGAUUGAUACUGUGUCUGAAAAAGUGACAAUAUUAAGGAAUAUGAAUGACAGUUGCAACAAUGAAAACAUAAAUGAUAAUCAUGAUGGAAGAAAUGCUGUAUCCAGCCAGCAUACAAAAGACUUGAAAGAAUUAGUCUUGCACAGUGGAUCUGUCCAUGAAGAAUCACCACUUGUAAAUUUAGAAGAAGUUCCUGUAUCUCACAAAACUACAACUCCAAAAGAAGAAAAAAUUCUAGAGUAUGCAGAACAAUUUAGACAGCAGUUUUGUUUCCUGUAUCAGGAUCGAAGUCCUCCACUUCUGUUUCCAUAUAAUGAGUGUGGUAUUCAGAAACUAAUUUGCACUACAUUACGCCCCACUCUUUUACCUUAUGCUGAGCUCUACACAUGGACUGGCUGUGCUUGCUUUGUUGCUGAUUUUCUUUCAUUUAAGCCACUUGAUCCACCAACAGAAAAACCAAAGCGUGUGGUUUCUCCAUGGUAUCUUUUAAAAUGCCGUGAAGGAAACAGUCUAGACUACAGCAUUCUGUUAUGCUCCUUACUUCUAGGUGUGGGCUAUGAUGCAUAUGUAGUUUGUGGAUAUGCCACAAAAGAAGUUUGUUUAAUGGAUACCAGCAUGAAAAAUUGUCCCUACCUGCAAGAUGAUGAAGUGGAGAGAUCAGAAGAAAAGAGGAAAAUUGAGCAAAAAUAUGCUGUUAAACCCCCCAAGGACUUAAAUAGUAAAUAUGAACAGAUGAUUAAAGAAAGAAAACUACAGGAAGAGCAUGCUGAUGAGGAGAAAAGGAGAAAAGAAGAAGAAGAAGAAAAAUCUAGUGAGUUAGUAAAACUACCACCAGAUAAUCUGCAUGGUUUCCGGUUUCACUUUUGGGUUCUUGUGUUGCCAGGAAAUCGUGAGGUUUCAGAGGCUUUUUUUAUCGAACCUUUGUUGGGAGAAGUUCGAGCUUUAGAUGAUGCUCGAUACUUAGGUCUUGAACAAGUCUGGAAUAACACCAACAUCUGGAUUAACAUGCAGCCCUGUUAUGAAAGUUGUAAGGGGAUAUUUUAUGAACUUGGUGACUGUAAUCAGUGGGAAAGUUUUAUCCCCAUGAAAACCAAGCCUAUGAGUGUGUUUCCAGGUGUAAAGGGCAGUCCACCUGAUGAGAGUUUUGAAGAAGAUCCUGGAAUCCCAGAAGUUCCAUUGUCUUGGGUUUACCACUUGAAUAUAUCAGUAGAAGAUUUCCAGAAAAGAUUUCCCCAUGGGAAGAAAGUAAUGUUUUAUAAACAUGCAAAGAUAGAACAUUAUGCUCCAUUCAUGUUGAAAGAUGGUCUUAUCAGAAGGUUAUCAGUUUAUUCAGACCUAAAAUUUACACAACUAACAGAGAUAAGAGAAUAUUAUACCAACAGACUGGAUCAUAUUUACCUUCGCACUACCAACAUACUGAUGGAAAACGUGAUAGAACAUUUUAAUUCAGGAAGAACAGAUAGUCUAGCAGAACACAAGUACAAAACAUAUGAUCAUGGACCACAUUCAGAAAGAAUGAUGAUCUUCUAUUCUCAUUCUCGACCCGAUGGUCUUAAGUGGAGACAAUCACGACAAACAUUGUUGGAGGAGGCAUUUGAUGAGAGAGAAGACUUUCUGGAACAUAGGACUACUGAGUUUGGUGCUAAAGAAAAAAAAUUUGGACCAGUAGAAGAUUCCCGCAGAACAGUAGUGAAAGUGAUAGAACGUUUCAGACGAAAUGAAAACCUUGAAGCAGAUGCUGAUGUUGAGACAAGAACUUUCAACAUAGCUGAAAAUCACAUUUACGUAAAAUUCCAUAGAGACAAAAAUUUUAUAACUGGAUCUUUCUUAGAAUUUUUUAAGCCAUCAGAAGAGGAUGAUAAAGGUCAAGGGUUCACAUUGAAGCCAGAUAUGUGGAACAGUUACAAAGCAGACUACAGGGCUGUACCAUUCACCCAUCUAGAGCUAUAUCUAAAGUUUUCUCAACUGAUGGAGGAAGAGAAACAAGUGGUAGCCAAGAUUCGUCAAUCAGAAGAUGAGGUCAUCGCUAUUCUAAAUGAUCGAACUCAGGAAGAAGCUCACUCAGAACUUUAUGCUUCUGUGUACAAUGUCCUGAAGAAUGAGAAAGCUUUGAAGAGACGACAGUACUUGCAAAAAGAGGCAGUCAAGAGUCAGCCACAAGAAGUUGUAGUGGACUUGUUAGGCCCCUACCUAGCUCAAAAAGGCUUAAGUGGUCAACUGACUAAACAAGAAGCUCAGAAGAUACAGCAGAAGUGUUUGCAGGACUUCAGACAGCGAUUAGUUAACACAGCAAAUGCCAUUCAGUCUCUUUUUGAUCAGAAAAUGGUAGAGAUAGAGAAACAACAUCAUUGGUAUCAAGACCAUCAAAUGUCUCUUACAAAAGAAGAAGAAGAAAAACACAGAACUUUUAUCAAUGAGACAAUGUUCCAGCUUCAUGUCUUAGAGCUACGCCUGAACAGACACAAAGAAAUGGCUCCUUUAAGAUAUCAAGCAGUUGAGAAAAAAUUAGGCUCAGAUCCAAGGCUUACUGAUGUGAUUUGAAAAUCAUAGCACUUAUUCUUCGUAAAGUUCUCUAAAAAAAAUAUACUUACUUUCCAAUUGAAAACUAAUUGUAACUGUUUUCUGUUAACUUAGAAUGUUUUAAUGUGUAAAAUGAUAAUCUUAAACUCCCACAUAAACUUUUAUUCAAAAUUUUACACCUGGAUAUAUGUAAUAGAAUUUGAAUUGAAUUUCCUGUGUUCACAUGAAUAUUGUUGCUUAUAUUAUUACAAUAAACAUUUCUGAG
Limulus polyphemus (Atlantic horseshoe crab) is the source of this 3055-nucleotide messenger RNA. RefSeq names its product dynein regulatory complex subunit 7-like (gene lobo). The transcript has 18 exons. NCBI's taxonomy places the organism in Eukaryota, Metazoa, Arthropoda, Merostomata, Xiphosura, Limulidae. Bases 313 to 2811 code for a protein of 832 amino acids. The record is from RefSeq and is a predicted model, not a curated record. Gene Ontology annotation, cellular component: motile cilium. Gene Ontology annotation, biological process: flagellated sperm motility.